Messenger RNA from Hibiscus syriacus, 1233 nucleotides. Its product is annotated as receptor-like protein kinase. Gene Ontology annotation, molecular function: protein binding. The coding region runs from base 1 to 1233 and encodes 410 amino acids. The record is from RefSeq and is a predicted model, not a curated record. NCBI's taxonomy places the organism in Eukaryota, Viridiplantae, Streptophyta, Magnoliopsida, Malvales, Malvaceae. The transcript has a single exon.
AUGGAAUCGAUCUCAUCGUCUUCUUCGAAUUUCGUUGCCGUUGCAGUGGUUUUAGCUUCGGUGUUUGCACUCGUUCAUUCGAUGACGUUGAGGUCGGACACCGAAGCACUUCAAGCGUUGAGGCGUUCUAUUGAUCCCAACAUGAUCCCACCGUCGUCGUACAUCAGUUCGUGGGAUUUCUCGGUGGAUCCAUGUGAUAGUACCGGCGCGAAAUUCUUGGGGAUUUUGUGUUCGAAUCCUGGAGAUAACUUGACGAAUCGGAUUGUGUCGAUCGAGCUCGAUAGUGCGGGAUACGAUGGUUUUUUAACGCACAAUAUAGGGAACCUCGCCGAGUUAACAUUGCUUGAUCUCAGUAGGAACCAGUUUAGAGGGCCGUUGCCGGAUUCUUUAAAGAAUCUCAAGAAACUAACCAUGCUUUCUCUUUCAGGGAAUUUCUUCACAGGUGGUAUUGGAGGAUGGAUCAAUGGAUUGAAGAACAUUGAAUCGAUAGACUUAUCGGAAAACCUCCUCUCCGGUCCGAUACCAACGAGGACAUCCGAGUUAAGAAGAUUGACACGAAUGAGCUUAGCAAACAACGAAUUCUCUGGAAGGAUUCCUGACAUUAAUGGACUAUGGAAAUUGGAUACAUUAGACCUUGGAUCCAACAUGUUUGUAGGAAGCUUACCAAAGCUUCCAACAAAACUGAGAUCCUUAAUAUUGUCCCACAAUCAACUUGCAGGACAUAUUACAGAACUGGGGUCACUUAAAGAGCUGAGACAUAUUGAUCUAAGUGACAACAAGUUCACAGGUUCCAUUAGUCGGUCGAUUCUCUCAUUGCCGUCCCUGAAUAAACUCAACAUUUCCUUCAAUCAACUCACUUCGAUCGAAGUGAACACCCAUCUCGGGAGCAGUUCGCCGCUUCAGGUGCUGAAUGCGCAAAGGAACCGGUUGCAGGGUCAUCUGCCAGUGGGCCUGGUGAACUUUGAGAACUUGCAAGUGAUCAACUUGGGGUACAAUGGAUUGACCGGUCGAAUCCCGCUAGCAUACGGACAGCGGUUGGGGAGGCCGUGGAGAAGCUUGUUCCUAGACGACAACUUCUUGUCGGGUCGGAUACCGCGGCAGUUCAAUAGCAGCGGCAACAGGAUCAGCGGCAACCUUGCGAAUAAUUGCCUGAGUUGCCCGUCAACGAUCCCUAUUUGUGGCGGAGGGCAGAGGCCCGCUUCGGCUUGCAUCGGCGAGAUUGGUAACCAGUGA